This is a messenger RNA of Malania oleifera, 3355 nucleotides long. RefSeq lists its product as uncharacterized. Gene Ontology annotation, cellular component: nucleus. Gene Ontology annotation, molecular function: protein serine/threonine kinase activity; ATP binding. Lineage: Eukaryota; Viridiplantae; Streptophyta; Magnoliopsida; Santalales; Ximeniaceae. The coding region runs from base 113 to 3109 and encodes 998 amino acids. Gene Ontology annotation, biological process: protein phosphorylation; mitotic DNA damage checkpoint signaling. The record is from RefSeq and is a predicted model, not a curated record. The transcript has 15 exons.
GGGAAUUUCGCACGUGCGGACCCUUUCUUCCUCUCGGCCAAACCCAUUCAGGAACCCUAAUGGCAUAAUCUAUCGCACUCUUCCCCUCUUUCCUUCUCCACCUGAAACGGUCAUGGUGACUCACCUCGCGAACUCGCAACUCAGUACUGUAUCCGCUUCUCACUCGCACAAGGCAUGGCACCUCCUCUCUCUUCUCUUGGCCAUCGGCCGUCCGGCUACUCCUGCAGAACUCUCCGCCAAAUGCACAUUGUUCCGCGCAACGCCUGAGUUCGUCGAGUUCCUGUGUUCGAUUCCUGACUCGCCUCUCUUCUUGACCGGCGAUCUUGUAGUUACUAUAUCUCUCGCCGCGUACGCAUCGUUUGCGCAGUUUGCAUCGAAUUUUAGCUCAAUUGUUUCACUAGUGCCGCGCAUCGGGAUCAGAGUGCAAGGACUGAAGCAGUUGUGGGAUGAUGUUUUGAUCACAUACUCUAGGAGGCGGAAGCGGGUGAUGCCGCAUUCUGAAGUUGCGGCAGUGGCGAAGAAGAGAGUAACACUGGAUUUUCUAGAUGUGAAUGAGGGAUCUCACUUUGGUUUGCCUUUGAUCAAGAGAGUUCAAAAGGCCGAGGCUGAGGAAAAUUUUCAUGUAGCUGGUGGUACCAUAAAUACUACGCCAUUUGGCAUGUCAAUCCCAGCAUUUAACUCAUUUAAUUUAAAUCAAGCGAUGAUUGUGAACCCCCUCUUUGCCAACUCUGGUUCUGGAUUGUUGAGUUAUGAACUGGAAAAAACUGCAUGCGUAGAAGGUGAAAAGGAGAUAAAUAUAUGCAUUCAUAAGAAGGCGCGGGAUGAUGUAUGUACACAAGGAUGUCAGCAGAGUUUUCUCAAAAUUGAAUCUUGCCCAAAUAUGCCUGACUCAAUGAUAAUUGACGGAAUAGUAUCAAGUGAGCCUGAUUUCAAGACAUCUUUUCUAACUGAUAUCUUGGAAAAUCAAAUUGUGUUGAAACAAGUUGAGAUGAAUCCUAGAAACAGAAUAAAUUUUUAUCCCUCACAAUGCCUGGAGAUAGAUAGUCAAGGCAACAUUUCACCUGUGGAAGCUGGAGAAGUUCACCGUGUGUGUAAAACGACAGAUGUCAGAAUAAGUGAAAACAAAAGAAUCAUGAAGGGCAAGGAGGGAGGGCCAUUAAUUGACUCUGCUAUGCAAAAAGGAGAAAUUGAUAGUCUUGACCCACAGUAUAACACCACUGAAUUGGAUAUAUCACCAAAAAAUGACUUUGAACGGAAAAAUGCUCAUGGGGAAAGACAGAGUCUCUUUUCAGCUGUUGAACUCUCGGCUGCUCAGAAGCAGAUGACAAAAUCUCCUGCCAAGGUGAAGACCAUUCAUGGGGAUGCGAUGACUCCAGAACUUCACACUUUCUGCAGGUUAUCAAAGAGUAAUAAGUCUGUUACAGCAACUAAAGAGCAACAGCACCAUAGAAGAGAUCAGAAGCCCAUCUCAAUGAAGCAAAAGAUGAAGCAGACUCCUAAUAAAACAUAUGUUACAGAGAAAAAGGAAAAUCCUGCACAUAUUCUUUCAAAUGAUCAAUCACAGCCCAAGAUGCUACCAAAUUUUGAAUCUUUUAUCAUGGAGGAGGAGGAAGGUUCUGGUGGCUAUGGCACGGUUUAUAGAGCACGGAGGAUAUGCGAUGGAAUAAAAUUUGCCAUAAAAUGCCCUCACUCAAAUGCUCAUAGGCACCAUGUUAACAAUGAGAGAAGGAUGCUGGAACGAUUUGGGGGUAAGAACUUUGUAAUAAAAUUUGAAGACUCUUUCAAGAGUGGAAAUUCUGAGUGCUUUGUUCUAGAGCAUGUUGAUCAUGACAGACCUGAGAUGUUGAAGAAAGAAAUAGAUGUUUUCCAGCUCCAGUGGUAUGGCUACUGCAUGUUUAGAGCACUUGCAAGUCUACAUAAGCAGGGAGUUGUGCAUAGAGAUGUUAAACCUGGCAACUUCCUUUUCUCUCGUAAAAUCAAUAAAGGUUACCUUAUUGAUUUCAACCUUGCCAUGGAUCUGCGUCUGAAGUAUGGAACCACUAACAAGUCGAAGGAACAGUAUGAUGUAAAGUUCAAUCCUGUUGCACUUAACCAUCCCAAAUCUGUACCUUCUACCAAAAGUAAGAAGUUCCCCAGUACUCAAUCUUUGGAAGCAGUCAAUAAGCAGACAAUGAAAGACACUAGAAUGAUGGAACCCAGAAACAUGAAAAGAAAGGCUCAGGCUGACUUGGGUAGUUGGAACACAAUGAAAAGCCAAGGUGCAGAUGGAUCAGGCAUAACCUCCGCAAAGGAUGUGACAAGCACUAGGACUCCUUCAGCUGAAAGACUGAGGGAACCCAUGCCAUGCCAAGGUAGGAAGGAGCUGAUUAGCCUGGUGCAUGAAGCACUGCAGCAUCCUUAUCAAGAACCAGUCAGUGUUCCAGCUUCUAAAAGAAAGAGGGUUGCUGCCCCUCCUGGUAAACUGGAUAAGAAACUUGAUUAUCAAACUCCAAUGCCACUGCACUCAAAUGGAAUUGCUGUUGUUGGGGGAGGACUAUUGAAGAAUAAAGUUGAUGGAAAGCACAAGAAAGAAGGCCCUUGUGUUGGAACAAAGGGAUUCCGUGCCCCAGAGGUCUUGUUGAGAUCUCCACAUCAAGGCCCCAAGGCCGAUAUCUGGUCUGCAGGGGUCACCUUACUUUAUCUAAUGAUUGGAAGAGCACCCUUUAUGGGUGAACCUGAAACGAACAUAAAAGAGAUUGCAAAGUUGAGGGGCAAUGAGGAUCUAUGGGAAGUUGCCAAGCUACACGACCGGGAAUCAUCCUUCCCCCAGGACCUUUUAGAUGUACAGUGGUUGCCUUCGAUGCGGCUGCAGGAGUGGUGCAAACUCAACACCAAGAGACCAGAAUUUUUCGGGGUAAUCCCGAGGUCACUUUUUCAUCUCGUGGACAAAUGCUUGACUGUGAAUCCGAGACUUAGGAUCAGCGCAGAGGAAGCUCUGAGGCAUGAGUUCUUUGCUCCAUGCCGUGAAAGACUGAGAGGGCAGAGCUUGCCCAGGGAGGAGUGCAGCUUGGAAUCUGGACAUCCCGUGUUCUGCAGAGAUAAAGCUUCAUCAGAUGUAGGCAAAGUUUAAUAGAGUCUGUAGAGGUUAUUCAUCAUUUUGGUUCAAAUGUCUUACUUGCUGGCUCUCAUCUCAUAGCUCAUUUGCAUAUUCAAUUUUUCCAAGCUGUAAAAAUAAGUCCCAUCCUUGCACGUCGUUGAUUCUUGCCCUCGCAAAAUUUUGUACCUUUUUGUACUGUAUCAUUUGUAAGAUUUAAACUAUUGAAUGUAUUCUUGCACCCAAUCCUACAAAUAGAAAUAGAUAGAUCACUUUGAAAUC